AUGAAUGCAGAGAAAAAGCCCGAUGCUAAAACCCAGUAUGACGGGGCUACAGACUCGUCUCAUGGUUCCUUGGAGUCUCACAUCAGCCGUGACAACUCGACAAACGAGGUUGAGAAAAAAUCUGAACAUGUUCAUCGUGCCUUGUUAUCUAGACAUGUGCAGUUGAUUGCCAUAGGUGGUUCCAUUGGUACUGGAUUGUUUGUCACUAUUGGAUCAAGCGGAUUAGUUAAUGCUGGUCCUUUGGGUUUGUUAUUGGCAUACACCUUCUGGACGUUCAUUAUCUUGUUACUUACAACCGCAGUUGGUGAAAUGGUUUCUUUCUUGCCAGUGAGUUCUCCAUUUAUUACCAUGGCAGGACGCUGUGUAGACGAAGCUUUCGAGUGUGCCGUGGGAUGGAACUUCUUUAUCAUGCAAGCAUUAUACAUUCCUUUCGAAAUCACCGCAGUUAAUGGAAUGGUUCAUUUUUGGAGAGACGACUACUCACCUGCUAUCACCUUGUGUAUCCAAAUUUUCAUCUAUGCCAUGAUCAAUGUCUUUGCCGUGAGAUUAUACGGUGAGUCUGAGUUCUGGUUAUCUAUUGGGAAACUCAUCUUGUGUAUUGGGUUACUUUUCUUCACUCUUAUCACCAUGUGCGGUGGAAAUCCCAAAGGUGAUGCAUUUGGUUUUAGAAACUGGCAUAUUCCCGGUGGCCCCAUUGGCGAGUACGUUACAACCGGCUCUCUUGGUAAGUUCCAGGGUUUUUUGAAAGGUUUAAACAGUGCUUACUUUACGGUUGUUGGUCCUGAGUACAUGUCUAUGGUUGCUGGUGAGGCAGCACUUCCUAGAAAAACUAUGCCUACAGCCUAUAAGACAGUUUUGUACAGAUUGGCUUUGUUUUACAUUGGUGGUGCUCUUUCUGUGGGUAUCUUGAUUUCUUAUAAAGAUCCAAAGUACAUCAAAUUGACUGCAGACACCUCUAACGCAGCAUCUUCUCCAUACGUUGUGGCCAUGCAAAACUUGAAUAUUAAUGUCCUUCCUGAUAUCGUCAAUGCCGUUGUGUUAUCUUCAGCCUUUUCUGCUGGUAAUUCUUACACUUACUGUUCAUCAAGAGCACUUUAUGGUUUAGCCAACAGAGGUUUUGCACCCAAAUUUUUUACAUGGUGUACCAAGUCUGGAGUGCCAAUUUUCUGUGUGGCAGUUUCGAUUUGUUUCUCCAUGUUGUCAUUGAUGCAAUUGGGAGAUUCUGGUUCCAAUGUGUUGAACUAUAUGGUCAGUUUGUGUACUGGUUCGCAACUUUUGAAUUAUGGGUUUAUGUGCAUCACCUAUAUUUGUUUCUACAGAGCGACCAAAGCUCAAGGUCUUGACAGAAAGGCAUUCCCUUACACCUCGUGGUUCCAGCCUUAUUCCAUCUACAUUGCUACAGCAUUCAUUUGGAUGUCCAUUGGUAUUUUGGGUUACACCGUUUUCCUUCCUGGAUGGUGGUCCGUGGACAGUUUCUUGUACAACUAUGUGAUGAUCUUUGUUAGUGCUGCCAUCUAUAUUGCGUGGAAAGUGUGGAAAAGACCCAAAUUUGUCAAACCAGAAGAUGCCGAUUUGUUCACUGGCAUUGAAGAAAUUGAAGAGCAUGAAUACGAAUACUAUGCUAAGCUCGAGGGUGGUGAAAAUCAAGCACCAGAAAAUGCAUUCAAGCGGGCUUUACACUGGGUUUUUUAA
Meyerozyma guilliermondii ATCC 6260 is the source of this 1692-nucleotide messenger RNA. RefSeq names its product Agp2p (gene AGP2). Lineage: Eukaryota; Fungi; Ascomycota; Pichiomycetes; Serinales; Debaryomycetaceae. Bases 1 to 1692 code for a protein of 563 amino acids. The transcript has a single exon. Gene Ontology annotation, molecular function: amino acid transmembrane transporter activity. Gene Ontology annotation, cellular component: membrane. The record is from RefSeq and is a predicted model, not a curated record. Gene Ontology annotation, biological process: amino acid transmembrane transport.